AUGUGGCAGCUUGUUCGGAUACUGGUAGCAUCACAGCUUUGGUUCAGCGAUGGGGAUUCGCUUGAAAUGUUACGCGGUGGCCAUGGCAUCUCGUCUCGGCUCAUUGUCGAUGGCCAGGGGUUUCUGGACGUGACCGAGGUGCAUUCACCGGGAGCAAUGGCUCUUGAUGCCAAUGGGGCAACUCUGUGGCUGAAGAGGCAUGAAGGGCUUGGCGAUUCCCUCGAGUGUCCGUUACUAGGAUAUAGUCCAUAUCCGCUGGGCCUAUCACUUGGAAUCGACGAUAACGGUACAUUCAACCUGAGUCUCGUCCAAGUCCCCGGCAUCAUGGCAGAUUGUUAUAGCACCUCGGAGCAGGUAUCGGGUCGUCUGAAGCGUCUGCCUGACAUUACCACCGAAGAUGCAGCCUUUAUUAGCAACAUGAUUGACGAGAAGUUCAUACCUUACCAGAACACCAGAUAUGCCCCUUUGAGGACCAGAGAGGAAAUCAGGGCUCUAGGCAGACAGUUCUUCCCCUUUUCGCCUCACAACUUCGAACUCGCCAUGUCGCUCUACGACUGGACAACGGCAUCGUUUGCGCGCAUGGUCUUGUUCAAAAUCUUCCAGUACACGGGCGUCAGCUCAGAAAUUGAGUCCCGUCCUCAUCCUUUGGAUCGCGAGAGUCUUGCCCUCAACAUUUGGCAGAGCAACUUCUCCGUCUAUACGCCGCAGAACCCGGAUUACAUGCGGGCGUUUAUGAUGGAGCCGGCGGAUUCGCUCGAUAACGUGACGGCUCAGCUGGACGCGGUGAUGGACCAGGUGUACACCUUGAGCGAGAUCGAGAACCGUCUGCUUGCUGCUGCCAUGCAGGCAAUGCCGAGGACGUCGACCGCGUCGAAGCGCAAGCUCUUCAGUGGCCAGGUUGAUAUGGAGCAGCUUGGGACGGAGCAUUUUGGGAUCGAAUUUCUCGAGUGUCCGCUGAACGAGGGGCCUGUGGGCGUCGAGCUGGCGGAUUCACUGGAAGAUGCUCUGGCCAGCUACGUGGCCGUUGGAAGGACGGUUACUACCAAGAUGGCCUGGAGCUUCACGGACAACAUGGCUGAUGCGAUUCAUUACUCCAACGGGAUCCUGCUCGUCUUGGAUCCGCCGUCUGAUGCGUCGGUGUGGGAGAGCGUGUCGUUUAUUACGCCGUUGUCUGAUGAUCCGGACAAGAUUGAGUAUGUGGCGGCUCCGGGAACAAAGUUUGAGAUCAGAUCUGUUCGGGAUACUGUCAUCUUGGAUAAGAAUGUGACGAUGUUUGGGUUGGAGCCUGCGGUGAGAGGGGGUGGGGAGCUUGGGAUGAAGGGAGUGCUUGAGGAGGUUCGACAGCAGAAGAUGAUAGGCGAACAUGGUGGUUGGAAAGGCGGACAUGCAAGAUGA
This is a messenger RNA of Trichoderma citrinoviride, 1395 nucleotides long. RefSeq lists its product as hypothetical. The coding region runs from base 1 to 1395 and encodes 464 amino acids. The transcript has 2 exons. The record is from RefSeq and is a predicted model, not a curated record. Lineage: Eukaryota; Fungi; Ascomycota; Sordariomycetes; Hypocreales; Hypocreaceae.